Molecule: messenger RNA, 1250 nt
Organism: Selaginella moellendorffii
Lineage: Eukaryota; Viridiplantae; Streptophyta; Lycopodiopsida; Selaginellales; Selaginellaceae
Product: GDSL esterase/lipase At4g16230
Exons: 4
Coding region: 45-1190 (381 amino acids)
Biological process (GO): lipid metabolic process
Molecular function (GO): lipase activity
Source: RefSeq, a predicted model, not a curated record
GCGCUCCAAGCAUAAAAAAGAUGGUCUCGAACCGGAGCGAGUGAAUGUUUGGUGAAUGGGUUUUUAGCUCCUCCAUAGAGUUUUACAAAACGGUCAGGCUAGAAGUUUCUAUGGCUUUGAUCGCCACCAUGGUUAUAGUGCUAUCACUGGUAACAUCUGAAGCUCAAGCCAAAGUUCCAGCGUUGUUCGUUUUUGGAGACUCCAUGGUGGAUGCUGGAAACAACAAUGCUCUAAUCACUCUGGCACAAGCAAACUUCCCCCCCUAUGGCAAGGACUUUGAUCAGAGCCAGCGUCCAACUGGGAGAUUUGCAAAUGGACGGCUUGUUCCAGACUUCUUGGCAUCGCGCUUGGGACUUGAUCUAGCUCCAGCAUACGUUUCUGCGAAUGACAAUGUUUUGCAGGGUGUAAACUUCGCAUCCGCUGGAUCUGGAUUGCUCGAGUCAACAGGCCUCGUCUUUCAGGGCCAGCAUUUCUCUCUUCCAGCCCAAGUCGAUCACUUCCAAAACGUUCUGGGCAACAACAUCACCGCCAAGCUUGGAUCCAAGCGAGCCCGGGAGCUCUCGUCCCAAGCGAUUUACUACAUCACCGUGGGCAGCAAUGAUCUUGUCAACAACUAUUACCUCCUUCCGGCCUCGCCCCUGGCCGUCCAAUACACUCCCGAGCGCUUUCAAUCUCUCCUCCUCGCCGAGUACCACAAGCAACUCCAGAGGCUGCAUGGAUCCGGCGGCCGCAAGUUCGUCCUUGCUUCUCUCACGGCUCUGGGUUGUAGUCCCAUCAACUUGCUGCGAUACAACGUUGCCAAGAGGGGCAAGUGCGUGGAUUUCCUUAACGACGCCGCCGCUCGAUUCAAUGCGGAUCUCAAGGCCAGCGUCGUAAAGUGGAGCUCAUCUCUUCCCGGGUCGCACAUUGUCUUUGCAAACUCGUUCGACUACGUUCUUGAUCUUGUCCGGAACCCGGCCGCUCACGGAUACAAGGUUGGUGACCAAGCUUGCUGCAGCGGAAUCGGCAAGAAUGGUGCCAUCGUUUUCUGCCUGAGAAACGUCACCACCUGCGAUGACACCUCGAGUUAUGUGUACUGGGACGAGUUUCAUCCGAGCUCAAGAGUCUAUGGUGAGUUGGCGGACAGAUUCUGGGAAGGAUCUGUGGAAGACAGUUACCCCAUUAAUGUGAAACAGCUUUCCACUCUUUGAACUCUUUGAGACUAAGAAAGAGAUUGCCUUUUUAAUAUAUAAACUUAUCUAAAGGGUUUA